AUGGGGAUUCAGGAGGGACUGGACUGUAAGGAGUGUAAGCUAACGACUGCCCGCAGGACCCGCCGAACCUUCUGCUCGUCCAAGGCUUGCGGCAAGCACCAGCCCCACAAGGUCACUCAGUACAAGAAGGGGAAGGACUCUUUGGCUGCCCAGGGAAAGAGACGUUAUGACCGAAAGCAGUCCGGUUACGGUGGUCAGACCAAGCCUAUCUUCCACAAGAAGGCUAAGACUACCAAGAAGGUCGUCCUCCGGUUAGAAUGCUCCUCGUGCAAGGCCAAGCACCAGCUCGUCCUCAAGCGGUGCAAGCACUUCGAGCUUGGAGGUGACAAGAAGCAAAAAGGCGCCGCCCUUCAGUUCUGA
This is a messenger RNA of Dioszegia hungarica, 360 nucleotides long. Its product is annotated as 60S ribosomal protein L36. The record is from RefSeq and is a predicted model, not a curated record. Gene Ontology annotation, molecular function: structural constituent of ribosome. The transcript has 5 exons. Gene Ontology annotation, biological process: translation. NCBI's taxonomy places the organism in Eukaryota, Fungi, Basidiomycota, Tremellomycetes, Tremellales, Bulleribasidiaceae. The coding region runs from base 1 to 360 and encodes 119 amino acids. Gene Ontology annotation, cellular component: cytosolic large ribosomal subunit; ribosome.